This is a messenger RNA of Lytechinus variegatus (green sea urchin), 2025 nucleotides long. RefSeq lists its product as uncharacterized. The transcript is spliced from 12 exons. NCBI's taxonomy places the organism in Eukaryota, Metazoa, Echinodermata, Echinoidea, Temnopleuroida, Toxopneustidae. The record is from RefSeq and is a predicted model, not a curated record. Bases 1 to 2025 code for a protein of 674 amino acids.
AUGCAACAGCAGGAAGAUGGGGUAAGUGGUACAUGUAGGAGUGGAAGGAGACGACGAGGAGCAGGUGGGAGGUGGGAUGGGAGUGGUAGGGGAGGUGCUGGGGAGCAGGGAGAGGAGGAUCUGGGGGUAAUGGAGGUUGGGGCGGAGGAGGUGGUUGGAGUGGGCAAGGGAGAUAACAUGCAGCAAGAAAUACACAGGAUGGAGAGGAAGAUGGAGGCCAGAGAGCUGGUUGGAGGUGUGGCGGAGGGAGCUGGGUUGGGAGUAGGGGAUAACAUCCAACGGCAGCGUGCGGAGGACAUGGAACAGGUGGGAGGUGGGAUGGGAGUGGUGGGGGAGGUGCUGGGGGAGCAGGGAGGGGAGGAUCUGGGGGUAAUGGAGGUUGGGGCGGAGGAGGUGGUUGAGGAGGUGGUAGGGGAGGAGGUUGGAGAGGGCGUGGAGGGGGAGGAGUGGCUUGCAUGGGCAAGGGAGGUGGUGGGGUUUAGGGGGAGGACCCCGAGGGAGUUAGGGUUUAGGAUGUAUGUGAUAAGGGAGGAGGUAGAGGUGGAAGAGGUUUUGGAGGAGCAGGGGGUUGUGGAGGUAAGGAGGGAACCCAAUAGAUUUUUUGUUGUUCGCAGGGCCAUGGUGAUGGUGGAGUGGGUGAGAGUGGAUAAAAGGCAGCAAGAAAUCAGAAGAAUGGAGAGGGAUGGAGGAGAGGAGGCCAGAGAGCUGGUUGGAGGUGUGGCGGAGGGAGACAACAUGCAACAGCAGGAAGAUGGGGUAAGUGGUACAUGUAGGAGUGGAAGGAGACAAGGAGGAGCAGGUGGGCGGUGGGAUGGGAGUGGUAGGGGAGGUGCUGGGGAGCAGGGAGAGGAGGAUCUGGGGGUUAAUGGAGGUUGGGGCGGAGGAGGUGGUUGGAAUAACAUGCAGCAAGAAAUACACAGGAUGGAGAGGAAGAAGAUGGAGGCCAGAGAGCUGGUUGGAGGUGUGGCGGAGGGAGCUGGGUUGGGAGUAGGGGAUAACAUCCAACGGCGCGAGCUGAGGACAUGGAACAGGUGGGAUGGGAGUGGUGGGGGAGGUGCUGGGGGAGCAGGGAGGGGAGGAUCUGGGGGUAAUGGAGGUUGGGGCGGAGGUGGUUGGGGAGAUAACAUGCAGCAAGUAUUACAAGAGAUGGAAGGAGAGUUAGAGGAAAUGGACGGAGGAGAGGCAGAGAUGGAGGAGGCCGGAGAGCAGGAAGAGGUUGGAGGUGUGAUGGAGGGAGGUGGGUUAGGAGUAGGGGGUGAGGGGGAGCAGGGAAGGGAGGAGUGGGAUGUGGUGGUGCCGGAGGUUGGGGCCGAGGAGGUGGUGGGGGAUAUGGGAGGUGAGGAGGUGACAAUAUGCAACAUCGAGAAGGAGCUGUGGAGGAGGACCCGGAGCAGGUGGGAGGUGGUUUGGGAGUGGUGGGGGAGGUGCUGGGGGAGCAGGGAGGGGAGGAUUGGUGGAGGAGGUGGUGGGGGGAGAGGUUGGAGAGGGCGUGGAGGGGGAGGAGUGGCGACGUGGGCAAGGGAGGUGGUGGGGUUUAGGGGGAGGACCCCGAGGGAGUUAGGAUUUAGGCUUUAUGUGAUUAGGGAGGAGGUAGAGGUGGAAGAGGUUAUGGAGGAGCAGGGGGUUGUGGAGCAAGUAUUAGAACAUUUGGAAGGAGAGUUAGAGGAAAUGGACGGAGGAGAGGCAGAGAUGGAGGAGGCCGGAGAGCAGGAAGAGGUUGGAGGUGUGAUGGAGGGAGGUGGGUUAGGAGUAGGGGGUGAGGGGGAGCAGGGAAGGGAGGAGGGGGAGCAGGGAAGGGAGGAGUGGGAUGUGGUGGUGCCGGAGGUUGGGGCCAAGGAGGUGGUGGGCGAUGUGGGCGGGGAGGAGGUAGUUGGUGACGGGGAACAAUAUGCAACAGCGAGGAGCUGUGGAGGAGGACCCGAGCAGGUGGGAGGUGGGAUGGGAGUGGUGGGGGAGGUGCUGGAGGAGCAGGGAGGAUCUGGGGGUAGAGGAGGUUGGGGUGGAGGAGGUGGUUGGGGAGAUUGA